This is a messenger RNA of Cyprinodon variegatus (sheepshead minnow), 3632 nucleotides long. Its product is annotated as potassium channel subfamily T member 1-like. NCBI's taxonomy places the organism in Eukaryota, Metazoa, Chordata, Actinopteri, Cyprinodontiformes, Cyprinodontidae. Gene Ontology annotation, molecular function: intracellular sodium-activated potassium channel activity. The record is from RefSeq and is a predicted model, not a curated record. The annotation marks the transcript as partial. The transcript is spliced from 12 exons.
GUAUGUGAAAGGUUAUCCUCCCAACUCUCCGUACAUUGGGAGCUCGCCCACCUUGUGCCAUCUGUUGGCUGAAAAAGCACCAUUUUGCUGCCUACGAUUAGACCAGGGCUGUAUGCACAACAGCUUUGAGGAUGCUAAGGCAUAUGGCUUUAAGAACAAGCUGAUCAUUGUGUCGGCUGAGACUGCAGGAAACGGUCUCUAUAACUUCAUAGUGCCUCUCAGAGCUUAUUACAGAGCUAGAAAGGAGCUGAACCCCAUUGUCUUGCUGCUGGAUAACCCCCCUGAUAAUCACUUCCUGGAAGCCAUUUGCUGUUUCCCAAUGGUGUACUACAUGGCUGGGUCCAUAGACAAUCUGGACAGUCUGCUCCAGUGUGGAAUUAUAUAUGCGGAUAACUUGGUUGUGGUUGAUAAAGAGAGUACAAUGAGUGCAGAGGAGGACUACAUGGCUGAUGCAAAAACUAUUGUCAAUGUACAAACUAUGUUCAGGCUAUUUCCAAGUCUCAGUAUUAUCACUGAGCUUACACAUCCAUCCAACAUGAGGUUCAUGCAGUUCAGAGCAAAGGACUGCUAUUCGCUGGCUCUGUCAAAGCUGGAAAAGAAAGAGCGAGACAAAGGCUCCAACCUGGCCUUCAUGUUUCGCCUGCCCUUCGCUGCAGGCAGAGUGUUCAGCAUCAGCAUGUUGGAUACCCUCCUCUAUCAGUCUUUUGUAAAGGACUACAUGAUUGUUAUUGCUAGACUGCUGCUGGGACUGGACACCACUCCUGGAUCAGGCUUCCUUUGUGCUAUGAAAAUAACAGAAGAGGAUUUAUGGAUUGGUACCUAUGGGAGACUCUUCCAAAAACUUUGCUCCUCUAGUGCUGAAAUUCCCAUUGGCAUCUAUCGCACAGAGUCCCACAUUUUCACCACUUCAGAGUCCCAGGUAUCAAUGAGUGUAGACGACUGUGAAGACACAAAAGAAAGAGGGGACGAGUCUCGCAGCAAUGACCCAUCAGAUUACCCCCUGCUGAGGAAGAAGAGUAUGCAAUGGGCACGGCGUCUCAGUAAGAAAAGCGUGAGGUGGCAGGGAAGCAGCCGAGACUCGAGUAAAGACCACGCGCAGCGCAUAGCUCAGCAGCGUCUUAACCUCUACAGACGCUCUGAGAGGGAAGAGCUGUCUGAGCUGGUCCGUAACCGUAUGAGGCAUCUGGGCCUUCCCACCUCUGGAUACGAUGAUCUGACAAAUCUGACAGCCAGUGAUGUCAUGAACAGAGUCAAUUUGGGAUAUUUACAAGAUGAGCAGAAUGACCACCAGAACACUUUGUCCUAUGUACUCAUCAACCCUUCUCAUGACACCAGACUGGAGAUCAAUGACAUUGUAUAUUUGAUACGUUCUGACCCUCUGGCGCACGUUCCAGAUGAGCCGCCCGUCCACAGCAGUAGCCUAAAAGAGAGACAGGAGUCCAGAGAGGACACCCCACUCUGACAUAAUGCUGACUUUUAACCGAGAUGGCCUCCUUUCAGUUGGAAUAUAAAGAAGACAAUUUGGUCUUUGGUUCCUUUAGUGUUGAAACCCACAAAUGUAUAAUGUGAGUGCCUACUGCCUGUCUGAUCCCAUUGGAUAUCAUGUUUGCAAUUUUACUCAUCUUGCUUCAAAUGCUGUACAUACAAAAGCUUCAUCAAGUCUAAAUACCGUAGACUUAUUAGAUGUGUAUCUACAGUUUACCUAAGACUUACAUUGUUGAAACAUAGGGUACCACAGGAGAGUAAGACAAUGACAGACAUCUGCUUAUACAGUUCUCAGCAAAAAAAAUCGAAAAUAUUUAGGCUUUAAGUUGUCUUUUGACUUUCCAUGGUUGACACAUUUGUCUGUUUAAAAGUCUGCUAAACUCAAACAACCCUAAGUGACUUAAAUAAAAAUGAGCAUUAAAGUUUCAGAUGUUUAUUUUGUAGCUAAAAUUUAAUUUAAUUUAAUUAGUGCCAAUAAGGACUAUGUUAAUGGGUUAUGUAUGUAUAUAAUGAUGCUAGUUAUUUCUAUGUUUGUUUCCUUGGUUUAAAGUGUUAUUUUCCUGAGGACUCUGCAGCUUUAUUAACAGGUUGAGAUUGAUCUUUAGUAUUCUAAAGUACUUUUUGUUGUGCUUUUUUUUCUUUUUUUUUUUUCUUUUGUGGGUUUGGGCAUGCACUCUUUGGUGUCGUGCAUGUUUUAGAGAAUCGAAACUAUUUCCCAUGAAAUAUUUUCUAUAAAUGUAAGUCCUUUAAAUAAGAGGCCUAAAUGUCUGCAGAUCUCGCCAGUACUAUGAAACCUGCUGUGAUUUCAAAAGCUGUUUUGAAUUGUGUUUUCAUUCAUUAAUGGAGAAAAUCAUUUUAAGGUUUACCAACCUUUGCAGCAACAAGUUAUACCUUACCUUUUUCAAUAGCCGGUAUUCUGUCUUUUACACCACUGCAGAGGAAUGUUGACGCCCUCCUCUUAGCAGACAUGUUUUAAUUCAGCCUUAAUGGUUUCAAACUAAUAAACAUUCUCCCUCAGGAUUGUCUGUUAGAUAUUAGAAUACAUGGUUUUAGCUGUUAGGAAAUGUUAUAUUACUUUGGCUUGAAAAGUAACUUGCACCUUUCAAAAAAUUCAACAUUUCUCUUUUAUAGAUAGAUACAGAUAUUUUCUACCCUGUUUUGGGGACAAUCAAGAAUUUUGUGAGACAGGUCCUUUGUGUUUGUUUCAUUCAGCAGUCUUUUUGACCUUAGAACUUUGCCAUCCAUAGAACUUCCAUUCUCUUUCUUACAUUUGCAAACUAAACAACACAGACCUUGAGGCAAUCGAGGCCUGCCGGGCCUGAGCUGUCCUUCUUUUUGCGACCCUUCUGAUGAGUUUCAGCUUUGCAGUAAUUUUGUAGUCCCUGAGAAUCCUCCCCUUUAUUUCAUUUUGUCUCCAGUUGUAGUUUAUGGUUCUCACCAUGGUUCUCCAAAGCCCCAAAACCUUAUAAAUUGCUUUAUAUUUCAAAUUCUAAGUACCGUCUUGAUUCUACAUGUCAGCCAGUAAAUAAGUUUGGUUCUGUUAUUAAAACUAAAGCUAAAUUUUUUUUUAUAAAAAUUUAGUUUACAUACUAUAAUUUACUUGAUCUGAAAUAUUUAGGUGACCAUCUUUAUCUGUGCAUCGCCAAUCAGCUGGCUUGUUAAAGUAGGUUACUUCUCUUUUCCUUACCUUGAAGGAGAGAAAUCCAGCAGUCAGUCUUAUAAGUGGCAUGCAUGUUAAGCAGCAGGCUGCCAAAGCAGUUAGCCUGUCUGACUAAUAAGCUAAAAUUAACUCGUUAAGCAAACUCUUAUUAGAUCAAGAGAAUCUCUAUUAAAGCUUUACCUGAAAAUGGAUAUAUAACCGAUAUGUUUGGUGUACUGUAACCAUAGCCACCUAUAUAUUAUUUUAGCCACAAAAUAAUGACUGCUUCCCUGUUUUAAAUGUAAACAGUUUAAUUGUUAUACAUUUUUUAUUUAUGUAAAUGCAGUAAGAAUCUGUAAAGGGGUCCAUGCCUAUUUCUCCUACUAUAAUGUUAAAGCGCCAUGUUGUGAUUGCUUGACUAAAGUGUGUAUCUCUUUUUCCAUUUCAGUGUUGACUCAAUUUGUACUUAAACAUAGCUUUCUGUGCACAUUAAAGUGCUCGAAAAUAC